Messenger RNA from Phoenix dactylifera (date palm), 1901 nucleotides. Lineage: Eukaryota; Viridiplantae; Streptophyta; Magnoliopsida; Arecales; Arecaceae. The record is from RefSeq and is a predicted model, not a curated record.
CUGAGGAUCCUCGUCUCUAAUUGGAGUCGGCAACGACGACGUCAAGAACGCCGACUUUGAUAUAAAUUGGAUCCCACCGGUGCGGGGGCCUCUUUGACCUCCAAAACCCCCUUCCACUUCUCCAAAUCCAUCCUCCUUCCCACCACCGGAAAUGUCUCUUCCGCCGGUGUCCGACAUGGAGAGCUCUCCCGCGAACCGACUCCUAGAAGCGGACUCGCUGCCCGACGGCUUCGUCGAGAGCUCCACCGAGCCCCCGGCUGCGCCGCCGGACUCCAAGGACGCGUUACACGGUCUUGGUCCCUCCGGCGAGCGGGGAGACGGAUUGUCACUCUCUGGCGCGUCCGAAACCCUAACUCCCGAGAGCUUAGCGGAUGGGCUGCACAAGUUGACAACGAAAAAAUCUACUGAUUUCUUAUCGCAAAAGGACAGUCUUGAUCAUCGCGAUGAUUCAGUGGGAGUGGAACAUAGGAUCUUGAUGCCUACACCGGACAAUGAUCCAUCGGAGAAGUCGAAGGAGAUGAAUUCGCCCCAGAACGAGAUCUCGGUGUCCUCGUCUUCAGAAGAAAGCCGAGGGGACUGUCAGUCCUCUGGAAAAGAUGCUAAAGGGUCCUUGGAGUUACAUACCACCAAUUGGAAGGAAAGAUCCACUGUAGAAUACGCUGAUAGUUUAAAACAUCAAAAGGAUGAAGCAAAACGUAAAGCUGUAAAGCGUGGAAUAAAGUCAGAAGAAGAGUCAUUAGAGUUUACUUUGAAUUAUCAGAAAGUUAUAGCAGAAAGAGAUGCCGCUGUUGCUGUUCGAGAAAGGCUUGAGCCACUUUGUAGAGAGCUGCAGUGUCACAAUAAGAUGCUCAUGGAUGAAUGCCAAAGAUUAUCAACGGAGGGACAGAAUAUGAGACUAGACUUGUCUACAAAAUUUAAUGAUGCAAUCAAGGAUGUAAGUAGUAAGCUCGAGGAGCAGAAAAAUGAGUGCCUUUCUCAACUCAAAGACAAUGAGAUGCUGAGAAAUAAGUUAAAACAUCUUGCUGAUCAAUAUGCUCUCUCUGAACAACAGUUUGCCCAAAAAUUGAAACAAAAAACCCCGGAACUUCAGCUUGCUGAUGUGAAAAUUCGAAAACAACUAGAGAAGUCUGGUCAAGAACAAACUCAGAUGCAACUGUACGCCGAACAAAUUGCACAACUUAUGGCCACUGAGAAGAGUUUGCAUUUACAGCUUGCAGCUGAUGGAGAAAAAUUUCAGCAGUUUCAGGAAGCUUUGUCAAAAAGCAACAAUGUCUUUGAAGCAUUUAAGCAGGAGAUGGAAGAGAUGGCAAAAUUGAUAAAAGAACUUGAGAAGGAAAAUGAAUUUUUAAAGAACAAGUGUGAGAAGUCAGAUAUUGCCCUUGUGAACCUUGUUGAGGAGCUAUUGGGUUCGUCAAAUUCCAUAAAGUGGACGAGUAAAGAUGCUAGGCUAGUGUCGAUUCGGUUUGAUAUGGACCAAACUGUCCGGUUCCGAUCAAUUCCACAAAAGAUGAUCUAUAGGAUCCCUGUUCUCAAUAUAACUAGUUCCUUCAAAGCAUUUUAUUUUUUAUGCAUUUAUGGACUCAGAAACUACAUACAGCAAGAAGCAUUUCUAUAUUAAAGUUGAAGUCCCUCGCAAGAUAGGAGUCUUGGUGGUUGCAGCGCGUCAAAUGCGAUCACGGGACGGGAUUCCUCUUCUGGACACUCGGUUUUUCUUUGAAGCAGAAAAGCUGGAGCCAUUUCUUAAUGCUGAGAAAACUGCCUUCAAGUAGAAAAGUUUGCGGCAAUUUCUUAUGCAACGACGUGAACGAGAGUUUGCGAGGAUUGGGGAAAAGAAAAAAACAAGGUAUAACAACAGGGCCCUGUAAUUAAUUCGUUAGUCAUUCAAGUAACAUUACCUGCAU